Cladophialophora bantiana CBS 173.52 is the source of this 2436-nucleotide messenger RNA. RefSeq lists its product as uncharacterized. Gene Ontology annotation, biological process: DNA-templated transcription; regulation of DNA-templated transcription. Bases 1 to 2436 code for a protein of 811 amino acids. The record is from RefSeq and is a predicted model, not a curated record. The transcript is spliced from 6 exons. Gene Ontology annotation, molecular function: DNA binding; DNA-binding transcription factor activity, RNA polymerase II-specific; zinc ion binding. Gene Ontology annotation, cellular component: nucleus. Lineage: Eukaryota; Fungi; Ascomycota; Eurotiomycetes; Chaetothyriales; Herpotrichiellaceae.
AUGGCACCCUCUACAAGGAACAAUGAAGGCACUGCUACCACAUAUUCAUUGUUCCCACUUGUCUGGGCAUCUCAGUCCCCGAAAGCCAAUCGCGCAUGUCGAGAGUGCAACCGGAAAAAGACCAAGUGCGAUAUGCAGCGCCCGACUUGCGGCUUGUGUCAGCGCGUUGGUAGUAUAUGCACAUUUCCGCUUCAACAAAGCUCUCUUCGACCGCAUAAAAUUUCCAAAGCUUUGGCAAGAUCAAAUUUGAGUCGCAAUGCUCGUUGCGAGUGCCGUAGUGAGCCUUCCGCUCUCCAUAUUCACUAUGCUAACACCGAAGAAGCACCUUUCGCCGACAUCCCGCAGUCCGAAGUGACGGGGAACAGAAAAGAAACCGAUUGUGUUCUUGUGCAGGAUAGCGCUCUCGAACAGGUGUCUUCACACUCGGGGGCGACGGCCAACUUCAAAAACGCCACAUUUAUCAGCGACACCUCCACCCGCAAUGUGCAGAGCUCAGAUGACAGACAUGUUGCUUCCAAUACCUCAAGGAGUCCUACAGUUGACCCGCUUGAACAGCAAACCAUCGCAUAUGAGAGCCCCUCACAUCAAGACCUAUCAACAGUCUUCUUUCCCUUGUCCCCGAUUUCCGAUAAUCCUCGUGUCCCAUCCAUGGUCUUGGAGGGUCCAUCAAAUAUGGCAACAUAUUCCCAUUCAAAUGACUGGCACCUUCCCCCGGGUGUGGCCGAACACCUGAUUGAUCUUUUCUUCGAGAGAAUCCAUCAGUGGAUCCCUAUUUUCCAUCGUCCGCGUUUUUAUCAAAAGUACUUGAUAAAAUUGGGUUCCACAACAUCGCUUGUGCCUCGACACAGUUUAAGCUCCGAAGAGGUGCUCAUUUUCAACUGUAUAUUCGCAUUUGCUGCUAGAUUCUCUGCAUCGGCCCACUUCCAAGGGAAGCCACCACUGGAGAGAGGCGCCGUUUUUGCUGAUCACGCGACUGCAAUAUACAACGACCUCGUUCGAGCCGUCGAGGAACCAACGCUUGAAUAUAUCAAAGGAUGUGUGCUUCUUACUUGCUACCAUUUCUGCGAAGGGUCAUGCCAUCGCGGCUCACUUAUGACGGGUAUCAUAAUCCGUCUUGCUUAUGAUAUCGGGCUUAACCGUGUUGACGAAGACGGAGAUCAAGAGCUAGGAAGACCCCCAGAUGAUUCAGGCUCCGCCGUGGAGGAAUGGAUUCGCAAGGAGGAGCUUCGCCGGUUGUGGUGGGUAAUAUGGGAGAUGGACACCUUUGGGGCUACCAUUUCAUGCCAACCAUAUAGCCUCGACAGACGUCGGGUGCAGGUCCAGCUUCCAGUCUCCACCAAAUAUUGGUUUUCUGGAACUCCUGUUCAGUCCGCUGCUCUUGGAAGCCGGCUAGGAUCGGUUUGGAAAGCUCUGAAGAGUUCACCAAAUCAAGAUGAACGAGCAUGGUUUUUGAUUAGCAACUACCUGAUGGCAUGCGCGCACGACGCCGAACGUCGACCAACAAUCAUCUCACCCGAGGAAAUGGCGGAAUUGGAGUACGCCUUGGGCUGUUUCAACUUGGCGUUGCCGACUCACUUCCACCUUUGCACAUUCUCCUUCGACGACGAGGACUUUGCGAAGAGCAACUAUAUCCUUUCGACACAACUCAUGAUCCAAACCGCCCGGGUCUGUUUGGAAAAGGCAAAGGAAGCAAAAGCCCAGCAGUGCAGAUCGUUAUCAACCGAGUAUCGCAACGAUGAGUUCACAAAGAAAAUGACAUCAGAAUUGGUCCGUAUUGUCCACGCAUGGUCGCCUGGACGUAUCCCUUUGAAUCACCCUAUUAUGUGUUGUACCUUGCUAGGCCCAGGAGCCUUAUUUGUUCAGAAUGAUGGGUUCACACAGCAGAGCCAGGAGGUUUCAGAAUUGUUCCUGUUGCACUGCUCUAAAUAUUGGAAUCUAGGGAAAGUGAUGCUUCGGUUGCUUGAAAUUAUCAAAUUUUACACUGAAUCGAGUCAAGACGUGGCUGAAUCCAAAGAGAAAGAACUGGUGAGGCGAUUUUCGAUGUUAAUACCGCCUUACCGGAAGAGAAGGUGUUCUGUGGCGUCCGGAAAUGAUCCAGAUCCUCGCCUGCCAGACUUGACCAUUCCGAACGCCUCGCUUGAUUUCAACCAGAGCAAUUCAUCUGCGACCGAACAUCUGUCUGUUGAUGUCGGGAAGCGUAUUGGCCGAGUGAAAGACGGAAAUUUUGAAGUCCGAGCGAGGCCUCAAAAUGGGGAUCAUGCCGUAUCCUCAAACACCUUGGCCCACUCCGAUGAUGACAAAGGACAACACAAUUUAUUUGACAACAUUUUCGACGACAUUGGGCAAUAUGUCUCUGGGGAUAGUCCUGAAUUCAACAACUCAUUUCUACAUGUGGUCAGUGCGCCAGGGCAUGUGGAAGAUGGCUGGAUGUUAUAA